Dromaius novaehollandiae (emu) is the source of this 4135-nucleotide messenger RNA. RefSeq names its product synoviolin 1 (gene SYVN1). Bases 331 to 2007 code for a protein of 558 amino acids. The transcript has 12 exons. The record is from RefSeq and is a predicted model, not a curated record. Lineage: Eukaryota; Metazoa; Chordata; Aves; Casuariiformes; Dromaiidae.
UCCUUCCCGUUCGGGAAGGAGCCGUGUGGCGGCUCCCGGGAGCUGAACGAGCUCGGAUUGCCGGCGGUUUCACGAGCUCCGCUUCGGCUAGGCAAAGAAAUACGACCAAAAACCCGCGGGGGAAGUAGCCGGAUCCGCGGGGGAAGUAGCCGGAUCCGCGCGGGAAGUAGCCAAAGUUGCGGGGAAGUAGCCGGAUCCGCCGAAAAAUAGCCGGAUCCGCAGCUGAGUGUAUUCCCGCCUCCGGAGCACGGGGGUUUAGAGCAUUGAAACCGGCUUCCAAACGAAUUGGGGGGAUUUCACCCUAAGGGGAGACGCGAGGUCAGGCCCCGGAUGCCCGGAACGUGGCUUGGAGCGGAAGGGAACAAACCGUCCUCGAGACGGGAACGCGGAGACGUUCCCGACGGGCGAGCCGGGGCGUCGGCCUCAUUACUGAGCCGCCAGCGAACGUCUCAUUCAUCCCUUCGUUACCGCAGCGCCGUUUAUAACCAGCUCCGACUGUUGCUCCUCGAGGGGGGGUCUUUGCCUCCCGUUUCCCCCGGCCGGGCUCGUUCUCCGCCUCCCCGGCCGCCUCCUGAUCUCCCGUUUCCGUUCCCUUUCCCAGCGCUCAUGGUCCUGCUGGGGAUCCUGGAUUUCCUCUUCGUCAGCCACGCGUACCACAGCAUCCUCACGCGCGGCGCCUCGGUGCAGCUGGUGUUCGGCUUCGAGUACGCCAUCCUCAUGACCAUGGUGCUGACCAUCUUCAUCAAGUACGUGCUGCACUCCAUCGACCUGCAGAACGAGAACCCCUGGGACAGCAAAGCCGUCUACAUGCUCUACACGGAGCUCUUCACGGGUUUCAUCAAGGUGCUGCUCUACAUGGCCUUCAUGACCAUCAUGAUCAAAGUGCACACCUUCCCGCUCUUCGCCAUCCGCCCCAUGUACCUGGCGAUGAGGCAGUUUAAGAAAGCGGUGACGGACGCCAUCAUGUCCCGCCGGGCCAUUCGCAACAUGAACACGCUCUACCCCGACGCCACCCCGGAGGAGCUGCAGGCCAUGGACAACGUGUGCAUCAUCUGCCGCGAGGAGAUGGUGACGGGCGCCAAGCGUUUGCCCUGCAACCACAUCUUCCACACCAGCUGCCUGCGCUCGUGGUUCCAGCGCCAGCAGACGUGUCCCACGUGCCGCAUGGACGUGCUGCGCGCGUCGCUGCCCGCGCAGUCGCCGCCGCCGCCCGAGCCGCCGGAGCAAGCCCAGCCGCCGCCGCAGGCCCCGCCGGUUCCCCAGCCGCCCAACUUCGCCCAAGGAAUCCUGCCGCCUUUCCCUCCGGGAAUGUUCCCUUUCUGGCCGCCGGUGGGUCCUUUCCCUCCGGUCCCCGGCGCGCAGCCGCCCAGCAGCGCCGAAAACGCCGGAGCCGCCUCGAGCCCGGCUUCGGCCGGCACCGCGAGGCCCGGAGACGCCGCGGCGGGAUCGGAAGCGGCUCCGACGGGAGCGGUGCCCGGGCUGCCCUUCCCGCCGCCCUGGAUGGGGAUGCCGUGGCCGCCGCUGUUCGGUUUCCCCCCCAUGCCGGUGCCGCCCGCCGGCUUCGCGGGGCUGACGGAGGAGGAGCUGCGGGCCAUGGAGGGCCACGACCGGCAGAACCUGGAGGCCCGGCUGCAGUGUCUGCAGAACAUCCACACGCUGCUGGACGCCGCCAUGCUGCAGAUCAACCAGUACCUGACGGUCCUGGCAACCAUCGGGUCUCCUCGCCCCGCUCCGCCCCAGUCCCCUUCCGCUGCCGCCGUGAGCCGGGAGACACCCGCGGAAGAGCCCGGCUCGCUGGACGGUGCCUCGGCACCCGCCGCCGCCGCAGAGCCCGACUCGACGGCUUCCCCCGACGCGGCCGGGCCGGCGGGCGCCGAGGGCUUCGCGCCUCUCGCCGGGCCGGAGGAGGAAGGCGAGGAACCGUCUCCGCUGGGGGAGCCCGACGCCGCCGAGCUCCGGAGACGCCGCCUCCAGAAACUGGAAUCGCCGCCUUCCUCGGCGCACUGACGCCCUUCCUCCGCGGCUCGCCUGGGUGACGAUUUGGGGCUCCGAUGUUUUCCCCCCUUGCUCUUCUCCCUCUUCCUUCUCCCUGCCGCCGGAAUUCCCCGGGAGACGAAGGCGCGGGGACGGCGGGGGAGCCGGCGCCGCUGUCCCUCUGCGUUGGGGGCCCUCGCGUGCAGAGAAACGGACUCGUCUCGAGGCCGGCGAGCCGGAUUCGGCCUCUUUUUCUGCCUUUUCUUCCCGUUUCCGACGUAAAAUCCCAAGAAAACCGCAGCCUGGAAGCAAACUCAUCCCUGGCCAUCCCAUCCGCCGGCAGCAGCUUCUUCCCGCCCAUUCUUUCCCGCUUUGGCCCCGUUUUCUUUCUACCUCUCUGGCAUCCGGGCGCUGCCUCUGCGAUGCCGGCCGGGAAGCCGUUCCCAAGGAGCCGCCUUGGCGCCGGAUGUUGGGAUGUGCCAGGCAGCCGGUUUGGAGGCCAGAGGAGUCGAUGAAAGCGCUUCGCUCUCCGGGGCCGGCGGGUCGCGGAGUCCGAUUCGGGGCUGAUCCGGGGGGUCAAUUUGCGAUAGGAAGCUCCGGCCGUCUCCGUGACGCAGUAGGAGCGAGGGAGAGGCUUGGAAUUGCUUGAAAGCUCCUGGUUUUCACCCAAGUUCUUCUCCGAGCGCUUUGGGACGGGCUGAGAACGAAUCCCCGCAUCUCUGGGAGGAGAAACACAGCCGGAGCCUCUCCACCCUUGGCUGCUCCUAGAGCUUAUUCCCGUUGGAUCUCUUCCUGCUUUUUUAGCAGCACUUCGGGAGGGCAGGAGACAAAAACCCGCCUCGCGUCCGGUUGGCCGCUGGCCCGGAGCUUCAGAGGGUUUCGUUGGCCUCCGCUCCGGCCGCGCUCCGCGUUGACACCCUCCGUUUCCGGAAGGGCUCGUUACAGGCGGACGGUCUCUUGCCGAUUGACAGUAUUAGUGGCUCUCUCCUAGGAACCGCCUCUGCCGUGGACAGCGGUGGCGGGGAGGCUUUGACAUCUUGCACGGAGAUUUUAAUAAACCCUCCGCUUCUCCGGCCUGAUCCUCUCCCGUUUUCCCUCUGUGCGAUUCCCAAGGGAGCAGCCGGGCUCGCGGUGCGUCCGGGAGCGCUCCGGCCAUCCGUGCUGGCGGCUAACGGCACCGGGAGGCCGCUUGCAGUCUCGCUCUGUUAACUCGGCUCCCCCCUGCCUAAUUCCCGCCGGCUUUUCCCCACCCGAGGAGGCCGGAGUCGGCACGUGGGGAAGGAGCGUUGGCAUCCGCGCGGCCCCCCGGACCCUCGGAGCCCUCUUUUCCGUUCCAGGGAUGUUAUCACUCUUCAGUGCCUCUUUUUGAACCGAAGCGGCUUCUACUAGUACACAUAUCUCAGGGAAAACAGUCGGAGACGGCGCCGGAAGCUCGAGGACCUCUUCCCCUUCCCUUCCCCCUUCUUCCGGAGAAAAGGCGGAAAGCGGAUUUCCGGGCGGUGAGAGGAGGACGCGGGGCUCCGGGGAGAGGUGCCCGGCAAGGAAUUCGGUUUGUGGAGGCCGGCACCUUCUCGCGCUCCUUUUCCUGCCCUUCUCCAUCUCCCGGAGCGUCAUUGUCCCCUUCUCCAUGUUAAUUGGGGGUGGGGGAAGCUCGUUACCGAAAAAUAGUGUGUUAUGAGCAACUCGGCAAUAACAAAGCGGUGUUUGGAAACUUGCGGAGCCGCCGGGGUCUCCUGCUUCCGGGCCUCGGGGCGGAGGGGAUCCGGACGCCUGCUGCGGAGCGCCCUGUUUUCUUUUUUUUAUUCCUAAAUAACCUUUUUGAGUGGAAAAGCAAGAAUAUUUUUGGAUGGUCCCGUUUUACGUUGGGCUUUCGGAGAAGCUGAGGCCGCGGAAGUGCGCCCCCGGCUUCCUUGGACUUUGCUUCCUUUAGGGGUUGAUUUAAUCCGGGGGGGGAGGAAAGCGAAGAAGCGAGGGCGACCGGGAGGACAAGUGUGGCCCCUCGCUGCCUCCGUUGCUUCUGUUUCACUUCUCCCUCCCCCCCGUUUUAUUUGCGUGCAGCAGAGUUCACGUUGGAGGGUUUGGGUAAUUAUUUAAUUUGUAAAUAAUGUACAAAUUUUUAAUAGCUUAAUUGUAUAUACAGCGGAAUAAAGAUUGCAUUAAA